CGCUGGGAGGAGGCGGCAGCGGCGGCGGCAGCGCUGGGCUGGCUGAGGGGCUGCGGCCACCUGAGACGAUUUGAAAAAUAAGAUCUGAUCACCUGGAAUUAAAGUUGGUACAGAAACCUUUUCAACUCCAAAAAUGUUGGAGGAAGAUAUGGAAGUGGCCAUCAAGAUGGUGGUUGUUGGGAAUGGAGCAGUUGGAAAAUCAAGUAUGAUUCAGUGAUAUUGCAAAGGCAUUUUUACAAAAGAUUACAAGAAAACCAUUGGAGUUGAUUUUUUGGAGCGACAAAUCCAAGUUAAUGACGAAGAUGUCAGAUUAAUGUUAUGGGAUACGGCAGGUCAAGAGGAAUUCGAUGCAACAACAAAGGCCUACUAUCGAGGAGCCCAGGCUUGUGUGCUUGUAUUUUCUACCACAGACAGGGAAUCUUUUGAAGCAAUUUCCAGUUGGAGAGAGAAAGUAGUAGCUGAAGUUGGAGAUAUACCAACUGUACUUGUACAAAACAAGACUGAUCUCUUGGAUGAUUCUUGUAUAAAGAACGAGGAAGCUGAAGCACUGGCAAAAAAGCUAAAGCUAAGGUUCUACAGAACAUCGGUGAAAGAAGACCUAAAUGUAAAUGAAGUUUUUAAAUAUUUGGCUGAAAAGUAUCUUCAAAAACUCAAACAAGUAGCUGAGGAUCCAGAAGUAAGGCAUUCAAGUAGUAACAAAAUUGGUGUCUUCACAUCUGAUGGAAGUCACUCGGGUCAGAGUUCAAGUACCCUUAAUGGUGGAGAUGUCAUCAAUCUUAGACCCAACAAACAGAGGACCAAGAAGAGCGGAAAUCCUUUUAGCAGCUGUAGCAUACCCUAAAAUGUUGUAGGCAGGAAAAAAAAUUGUGCAAUUCAGUGAGAACUACAUCCAGCUCACAUGGUAUGUUACAAGGUUUUAGCAGAUUUUGCACCUAAUGGUUCUGAAAGUUGACAGACUUAAAUGUUGAUCUUCAGUGCUUUUCAGAAUGGAGUGAAAUCUUUGGAGGAAAAAUUAUUGCCCUGUGGACUCAUUUUAAUUUUUUUACAUUAGACGAAGCUUCUCCUGUUUUGGAAAGAAUGGUGUAAGAAAUGUCAAAAACAGGUUUUGCUGAAUUUUAAAUGCUGGAAAAUAUAAAUGAAAUGCCUAAAUAUAUGGUACAGAUUGUAAUGUUAAGUAAAGUUAGCAUUCUUUUUCUGAAAUUAGUCAUCAACCUUUUCUGAGAAAUAGUAUUGAACCCAAGUAUUAAUACUUACAAAAAAUAACGAAAGGUAAACCCUAAAUUUGGUGAGACUGCAUUAGUGUGUACUUGGGCAAUGUUACUGUGCAAUAUCUGUACCAUUUCGGGUAUGGAGGUAUGCAUGCAGGUACUUGGUACUGAAUUGAAGGUAUGUGCAGUGUUUAAUGAAACAGAAUCUAACUCAUUCAUUCAUAGAAUCAUUUACACAUUGUGUAUAUGUUAAAAGUUUUUAUUUUCAAGUAAGAAAUUUCAGACAUAUAUUUUGCAAAAGAGCUGAGAUUUAAAAAGUGUUUUGUGCCAAAAAAUAUCAUAUCUAAUUUUUACAGUGUUUACUAUCAGAAUUAAUAUUGUUUAUAAUAUCUUUUAAAAGCAGUUUUCCUCUCUGACGGGGUAGAUAAAAGAGUUUAAAUGUUUUAGUGCUAGGUCAUCUCUCAGGUGAGACUUGUUGCAAAUCUUUUUCACGUGUCCCUCUUAGUGUGGCGAGCUUGUGCUGGCCAAGUCCUGGAGCAGACACAGCACGUCUGCGGCUACUCCUUAGGCUGGAAGCACACUGGUGCUUCCAAGUGCCUUUGCUGCUGACUAAAAACGCAACCUUGAACUUUUAGGAUUAUGCUAACAGUUUUUAAAAAUGCACAAGAAGUGAUCCUUUGUCAUAAUCCACACUAUGGAUUUUAUAAUGCUCUGCAACUGUAAAGCAUCUUUUUGUUUACACCUUUUUGUAUGGUAUUUUAAGAUUAUCGCUUAAAAAUUUCUAUAACCUUUGAUUUGUACAGCACUUUCUCAAGACCUCUGUCAGGAACAAAUGUAAUUUCUUUUAAGAAAGGAUUUUAAUAUGUAGUCAUGUGGCAGAACAUAAACUUGUGACUUGGGACAGUAGUUUUCCAGCUAAGAUAAUUGCACGAACUCUGUUAAAACUAAUUAUCAUUUAUCAAUGGUUUUGUUUUUUAACCGUUUGCAAUAUACCUUGUUUUUAUAGGAUUUCAAAAUGUGUACAAAUAACUUCUUGAAAAAUGUGUGAUCAAGUUCUUUUUAAUUAUUUGUAAAUGCAUAAUGUU
Messenger RNA from Pipistrellus kuhlii (Kuhl's pipistrelle), 2293 nucleotides. Its product is annotated as ras-related protein Rab-23-like. The coding region runs from base 314 to 841 and encodes 175 amino acids. Gene Ontology annotation, cellular component: trans-Golgi network transport vesicle; plasma membrane; dendritic spine. The transcript has a single exon. The record is from RefSeq and is a predicted model, not a curated record. Lineage: Eukaryota; Metazoa; Chordata; Mammalia; Chiroptera; Vespertilionidae. Gene Ontology annotation, molecular function: GTP binding; GTPase activity. Gene Ontology annotation, biological process: protein localization to plasma membrane; neurotransmitter receptor transport to postsynaptic membrane; protein secretion.